Messenger RNA from Mycena citricolor, 3320 nucleotides. The record is from the annotation of a GenBank genome assembly. NCBI's taxonomy places the organism in Eukaryota, Fungi, Basidiomycota, Agaricomycetes, Agaricales, Mycenaceae.
CUUCUUUCAACCGUCUGAAGUUUCGUCCUUACUUUACCCUGAAUGCUCGUGUCUUUAUGAACGGUUCCCGGGCUCUGAGAUUUCUCACUGCUGUCACCGACACGUGCCCAUGUGAAAAUUCACAUCCCAUAAUAAUCUUAGCCGACCAGUCUUGGCCCCGGACCGCCACGGCUCUUCGAAUUGACACCGAAGAUGAAUCACGAGCUCAUCCUCCCAUGUCGUACCGCUCACUUGACUUCUAGCGAUGGCGCUGUUGAAUCCACGCGAGGGGCAUGCAACGUAUAUAAGGGGCCUGUUCCUGACCCUUGUUGGACGCAGCUUACGACGCAAUGCGCUUUCUCUUUCCUCUCCUCGCCGUCCUUUCCGUGCAUGCGCACAAAGCGACUACGCCGCCCGCCGGCGCUGUCAUCGUCCGGCCGAAUACAACGGUGCCAGGGGAGUUUCCGGAUCUGGGGAGCGCCAUCAAUGCGCUGCCCGCCGACAACAGCUCGCAGACUGUGUUCGUCUUCCCGGGGCUGUAUGUUGGACAGGUGAACGUUUCGCGUCCGGGGCCGGUCACGAUCCGAGGAUACACCGAGCACGCGCUCAACUAUGCGCACAACACCGUGACGCUGCUCCACAACGCCUCGCUCGCGACGGGCGCAGGGAGCGACGACCGCACGGGCACUCUGCGUGUCCUGUCCGCCAACGUGUCGCUUUACAACCUCAACAUCGUCAACAACUUCGGCGUCGCGCUGACGAAUGGGCAGGCCAUUGCACUGAGCGCCCAGGCGGACCAGAUGGGGGUUUAUGCGUGCGGUUUGUUCUCUUACCAGGACACGCUUUACACCAAUGUCGGGAACCACAUCUUCCUCAAGUCUUACAUCGAGGGCGCCGUGGACUACAUUUUUGGCCGGCAUUCCAUCGCAUACUUCCAGGGCAACACCCUGGCGAGUCGCGGCUCGGGAUGCAUUACCGCUAGCGGGCGUCAGCUGAACGACAGCGGAAUCUACCUUUUCGAGGACAACAAAGUCAUCGCUGCAGCGGACGCAUUCUCAAAUGUGACUGAUCACGUCUUUCUGGGUCGCCCAUGGGGAAACUGGGCUCGCGUGAUCUUCAAGAACACAGACAUCCAAGCUCCGAUGAACAACACGAUUUGGUCGAUCUGGAACGUCGGCAAUGCAAACACCGACUUCGUGGACUACGUUGAGUACAACUCAUUCGGUCCGGGGGUAGAAAACGCGAACCGCCCGAAUUUCUCGACGGUCAUCACCAAAAAAGAGGCCGCGGGGUACACACUGCAGAGUAUCAUACCGAACUGGGCCGAUUGGGUUGACUCGAAGUACGUACAUUGAAAUGCGCCAUCUGGCGCAUUACCAAACGUCGAAAACUUGUGCGCCUUUUUCUUGCUUUUCACGGUACAGAUGCACUUGUGACACCGAUGGCUGCGCAUUAUCUUAUUUUUUAUGGCGAUGUACUGCUACCGCUGAUUAAUCAAUUAUCACUUGCUCAUUGCAUGACUGGCUGCGAUCAAUGUGAGACAAGUGACCCAGUGUAAUCCCUCCGAUUUAAUUGAGAAGCUCGCCACAUACUAUGUGUGUUCAAAUAGCUAUUUCAGGGAUUCUACCGCCAUAACAGCGAAAAUUUGCCACACCACCACCGUGGUCGCACUCAUUUUAGAUUGACACCGGGAUUCACGGUCAGAUCCCGCUGCAGUUGGCGGUAAAAAUACAUAUGGCCGCUAUCUUUAGCGAUUAUAUGAGCAGACAGAAAUAUAGGACAUUGUGCUCCACCAGAGGUUGUCGGCUCAACGAAGAAUCUUUCGUGACCGCAUUCACAGGCAGAACGAUGGUAUAUGCUCAUGCAAAGUCGUUCAACCGGGCCACUUCUGAAUCGGCAUAGGCGAUUAUAUCCUUGAUCCGAGACGCCCGCGGACUGCGUCUCAAUCCGUCUCUCAAGAGCUGAUAUGCCUCGAUGCAGUCGAUAUGAAAGCGCAGUCCAUCCAGCCAUAUCCGCUCUCCAGCGCCACGCGACCGGUCCUCGGAGUCCAACAAGACCGCUCGCAGCACUGCAUUGUCGCCGGUCGCGCGCAGAUUCAGCUCGAGGAGCGCGCGAACAAAGUCUAGUUGGUGCUGCCUGUGGGGAAUCGGCACGUCCGCGAGGCUGAGCGGCAUGUGAAUGCUGCUUUCGAGGGUCAGAUAGAGUCCCUCCAGGACCUCCUUGGCCGCGUGGAUCUUCGGCGAGCUCGCGCACGCUCGCAGGAAACGCCCGAUGCAAACUAGUGUCGCUUCUCGGAUGCGGACCUGAAACCCACAACUCAGCGAUCUCAGCGCCUCGAGUGAGAGGGGAUGCAGACUGCAGUUCCGGGCAGGGAGGACCGCCGCUGUCAGAGCCGGAAAAAUCGGCGAGCGGCUUAUUUUGAGCAGCAGCGCGGUGCUCUCCGGCAUUCUUUCCGCGAGGGCACGGUCGACCUGGUGGCUCCAAAGCAGGUUGAGGGACACGAGGGAGUUCCUCGUCAUGAUGGCCGCGAGCGAUGGGGCCACAGCGCUGUUCGAGACCUUGAUCAGAGCCUGCAUGAACUGACUCUCGCCGACGACGCUCGCGUCCCGGCGCGGCGCACCGUCCGCCCCGCAAAUCAGGUUGAACAGCCCGUGCAGCAACUGCUCGCGUAUCGUUCUGUUGUGUCUCGGAUGAAGUGGCCCGGACCGUGCGCCCCGGAUGUAGAGGGACAUGAAACGGUAGAAGACCGAUUUUGGCACGUGCGCGAGGAGAAGAUCCAGUGCGUUGCUGCAUCUUAGCGGUGUGCUGAAAAGUGCACAGAACGACAGUAUCUUGUCGCCGAGAACAUCGAAUGGCCACGGCGGAGACUGAUUGUGAGCGAGGACCUCGACCGCUCCCAUGCAGUACGCAAGCAGGACAGACAUCCCGGCAUCGACACACGGGUUGACCUUCUCGGCGUCGCAUCCGUAUUUAGCCCGUCUGUCGAUGAGGACCUUGAAAUCGUAGUAAAACAAGACACAUGUUUCAAUGUCGGCAGAGGAGGUGCCAAGCAAGGAUCUCAGAGUCGAGCAUGUAGUGUCGAAUUCGUCCGGAGUCUCUUCAGAUUCAGUCGUGCGCAGAAUAUAUGUAGAGAGAAGAAUGAACAAGGCUCUGAUGAGCUCAGAGCGGAUGUUCCGGAUUUUCUCCGGCAACAGGCUUUCCUCGGUGAGAUCCGACAGAGCAUCAAGAUGAUCUCGGCGGUGAACUGUGUGCAGACGUGAUGUUCGGAUGAAGAGCUGAUAGCCCGAAAUGGCCUGCUGCAGUUCAAGAAGCAGCUCAGCAGACACGGCGUCGUUUCCGGA